Cloeon dipterum is the source of this 1543-nucleotide messenger RNA. RefSeq names its product cell adhesion molecule Dscam2-like. NCBI's taxonomy places the organism in Eukaryota, Metazoa, Arthropoda, Insecta, Ephemeroptera, Baetidae. Gene Ontology annotation, molecular function: cell-cell adhesion mediator activity. Gene Ontology annotation, biological process: dendrite self-avoidance; axon guidance; homophilic cell-cell adhesion. The record is from RefSeq and is a predicted model, not a curated record. Bases 1 to 1434 code for a protein of 477 amino acids. Gene Ontology annotation, cellular component: plasma membrane; axon. The transcript is spliced from 8 exons.
AUGAUUUGGGGCGCAGCGUGCGUGGCGCUGGAGCAGCAAGGGCCGGUGUUCGUGCUGGAGCCGGCGGCGCGGGUCGAGUUCUCGGCGCACGGCAGCGGCGUCGUCAAAGUCGAGUGGCUCUUGGCCGACGGCAGCCCCGCCCUGCCGGUCGAGCUGCCGCCCUUCCCCGCCGACCGUCUCCGACACGACGUCCACUCGGCCCUCUACAGGUGCCGCGCUUCCAACCACCUCGGCACCAUCCUCAGCAGGGACGUCCACGUCCGCGCAGUUGUUCGUCAGCAGUACGAGGUGCAGGUGUACGACGAGUACGUGAUCAGCGGUGCUGCGGACGGCAGCGUCAGCAUCUACCCGAACACGGACACGGGCGGCAAGUACGCCGUGCUGGGCGACCUCUACGUGUACGACGCCGGCCCUGGCGAUGCCUACAAGAGCUACGCGUGCCGCACCGUGCACCAGCUGACCGGAGAAGUGCACGCCAGCGUCUAUCCAGGCCGCAUCGUCGUCUCCGAGCCAAAGGGACCGGUCCAGCCGCGCAUCACCGUCGACAAGCACUCGGCCAAACUGGUGCGCGUCGGCGACGACGUCACGCUUGCCUGCGUCGCUCAGGGUUACCCUGUCCCCAGCUACAGGUGGUACCGUGAGCAAUUGCUGCCGGUGGCCGUAGGUCAGCGGCUUUCCCUGGUGGCGCCAGGUUCGUCUGGAGUGGUGGACCGUGGAAAGUAUUUGUGCUGGGUGAAUAAUUCAGCUGGCGAAGAGACGGUUCAGGUGGCGCUGACGGUGACGGCGCCGCUGUCGGCCCACCUGUACCAGUGCUUCGUGUCCAACGAGUGGGAGCAGGCGCAGGCGACGGCGCAACUGCUGCUCGGCGACGCCAGUCCGGAUCUCGUCUACUGGUUCUCCGAGCAGACCCUGCAGCCAGGGCCCGCCGUCUCGCUCAAGUGCGUCGCCACUGGCAUCCCGCCGCCCCAGUUCGUCUGGACGCUCGACGGAUUCCCUGUACCUGACAAUAAUAGAUUUCUCGUGGGUCGGUACGUGACUGUGCACGACGACGUGAACAUCUCGAGCCUGCGCGAGGAGGACGGCGGCGAGUACACUUGCACGGCGCGCAACGCGGUGGCGCAGGUGUCGCACAGCAAUCAUCGAGGGCGGCCUUCCGCUGACGUUCAGGUGGGAACGCAACGGGCAGCCGCUGCCGUCGCCCGCCGCCUCGACGAAUACUCGGCCUCGCUCGUCAUCGAACACAUCUCGUCAGCCCACAGUGGCGACUACACCUGCAUCGCCCAGAACGUCGCUGGCACCGUCACCUUCACCGUUCCCCUCACCGUCAAUGUUCCACCGCGGUGGGUGAUCGAGCCGAGCGACGCGAGCGUGGCCUCCGGACACGACACGUGGUGUUGCACUGCCAGGCCGACGGCUACCCUGUGCCCAACGUGACCUGGCGUCUGGCGGACGGAAACGCUCCUGGCGAGUACAAGGGCCAGGUCGCUGGCAAGCGCCAGGUGCGCACCUCCAGCGGCUACUCCAGCCACACUGACGAGACCAC